CCAGAGUGAGGCUUUCAUUAAAAGUGAGGCAUUAACAGGCGCCCGAUAUUUACAGAAAUAACAAACUGGCCAAAGAGCAACAAAUUACAAACUGAAUUUUAUUAGCUUGUUCAAAAGAAAACCCAAACUUCAAUCAUGCCUGAGAAAUCUUGCAGCAUGUUGGUCUGUUCCUUGUCUGUCUCCCUAAAACGAAUGGUGUGCGACUUCAGGAUUUGGCGUCUACAUGUUUAAACGGACACGUGCACACUGCAGUCCUACUAGGAAGACAUUGUGUUUUAGAAGACCGACAUGACCAUGAUGCUGCCCAUUUGCUCAUCAACUUAGCCUAUAAAAGGCCUAUUUUGUUUGAAUAAAGGUGAUGUGUAGGAACUCAAAUUUCAGUGAUAUCUCUGCAGUGUGCAGGAGGCUUGACAGAUCCCAUGGGAUGAUGCGGUGCAUUAUACGUUGAUAAGCCUAUUCUUUGCCAUGUUAUAACCCUAUUCGGACAGGUAUUACUAGACGUUAUUCCAGAGGAUUCACACAGGAUUAGUUUUUUUCCAAUUUAAUUGACUCUUAUGAUGGAAGCUAGGAGGUUUUGAUAAUAGACCAAUAGACCACUGAUAACUAGGGUUGGGCAGUAUCUAGAUGUUCAUACAGUCCUUCUCUCAUCCCAGAAUAUACUGUGUUACCGGCUUAGUACACAAGUGGGUGCCAAAAAAACCCUGCAAAAAGGCCCAUUGGGCUUCUAUUACCAGAAUUAUUACAAAAUUAGCACAAGUAACAGUGUAUUUCCAUGGAGGCAGCUAGCUAAAUAUGAUAAGGGGGGCAAAACAAAAAUAAACAAAUAGCAAAAAUUGCCAAUCCAGCUUGUAAAGUUAUACAUUGUUGGUGAGUUUGGACAUUUACAAGCAAAUGCGAAUGAGACAGUGCAAAUGAACAAAGUUUUGACGCUUGCUUGAAGUAUAGUACUGGCUCUGGAGCAGCAUGUGUACACUCUGUGUCUGUGAGUUGCUAGGGCAACGUGCCUGCCUGCUCUGCUCAGAGGGGGGAGGAGCAGACGACCGAGAACAGAGGAGAAAAAGGCGCAAGGAAAUACAGCAGACGGAGGGUCCAGAGGAGGCGGUGCCAGUACACAUGGAACUGCUGGGUAGUUUCCACAGUCUGAUCACCUCGGUAGAGCAGCUCCAGUCCAGCUACCUGCACAACCCUGACAAGUACAGUGAUGGGGAGCUGGCCACACCUCCACGCAAGCUACUAAACACACUCAGACAGCUGAACCCCAUGUACGAAGGCUACUUACAGCACGAUGCCCAGGAGGUGCUGCAGUGCAUCCUGGGAUAUAUCCAGGAGGCCUCUGAGACCAUCAGGAAGGAACAGGACAAUGUCAUAGAGGUCAAGCCAGGCAGUUCUGCCCCUGUGGGCACCAACGGGGCUUCAACAGAAGAGCAGGCCCAAACUUCAGAAACAUCACUUGAUGAUGAUGAUGGCCAAACCAGUGGUAAGAGGAAGAGCGAUACAGAGGCAGGCAAUGCCAAGAAGAAGCCAAAAUCUGUCAAGUCCAAGAAUGCUGCUGCUGUUGCAGCCAACGAUGGCAAACCCCUCACUCGCUCCAAGAGGAAGUCUACUGGUGGCAUCACUGUAGCGCCAAAAGACAAAGCUGAAGAAGAGGGGGAGAAAAAGCAGGAAGAAGAGGCAGAGGAGGAAAGUAAUGUGGAGGGGAAAGGAGAGGUAGAGGUGGCCCCUAAAGAAGUGGAGGUUAAGGGGAAGAAGAGGCCCAAGUUGUGCUGGCCGAGGCACUCGGGGAAGCAGCCCAGUAUCUUCUCUAAGUUCAUGAGUAUGGGACGGAUCAGCUGCCACACAGGAGGGAAGACCGAGACAGCCAAACCUGACCAGGAGGAGACUGGUCCUAGCCAACCUCAGGAGAAUGAUGAUGGGGAACACGGGAGGAACCCUCAGGAGAAGGUAACAGAAGUGCCCGAGGAGGAGAAAGCUAAAAGUGAAGAGUGCCUGGGUGUGGACAUGAUGGAGCAUCUGUUCCAGGGCUGUCUGGUGUUGAGGACGCGUUGUCUGGAGUGUGAGUGUUACACCGAGAGGAGAGAAGACUUCCAGGACAUCAGUGUCCCAGUGCAGGAGGAAGAACCCUGCAACCCAGACAGCAGCUCAGAGGUCUCCCCUGAUCCCAAACCGGUGCUGAAGACUCUGACGUGGGCCAUCUCCCAGUUUGCCUCAGUGGAGAGGAUUGUAGGGGAGGACAAGUACUUCUGUGAGACCUGCCACCACUACACAGAGGCUGAGAGGAGUCUCCUGUUUGAUAAAACCCCAGAGGUCGUCACUAUCCAUCUCAAGUGUUUCUCAGCCAACGGGUUAGAGAUGGACCCGUACGGCGGCCUCUCAAAGGUGAACACCCCUCUACAGACCCCACUGAAGCUCUCUCUGGAGGAGUGGUGCACGCACCCCUCAGCCACUGCCACCGGAGGGCAGCACUACCAGCUGUUUGCUGUGGUCAUGCACAGCGGGGUCACCAUCUCCAGUGGACACUACACCACUUACAUCAGGAUGAUGGACCUUAAGGACACCAAGGUCCGCCUGCCCGAGGGGGAUGAGAAGCAGGGAGAAGAGGACUGUGGCGGGAAAGUGCCGGGUCCGGAACCCAAAGAAGAGGUGCUGGAUUAUGACGAUGGGGAAGUGUCCUUCAGUCUCUGUGGUAAAGCAGGACAGAGUGGUUCUGUGAAUGCUAACUCCACCAACACCAGUAAGAUGGGCUCCAAGAAGGCUUCAGACGGGGUAGGACUUCUGGGGGGUCAGAGGAGCCUGUCCAGCUAUGACCUAGGGGGCAACAAGCAGACAACCAACCCAGACAAAGCUGCCUGUACUGGGGUAGAGAGCAACACCACCAGAUCAUCCAGACGGACCUCCAGUGCCCCGGGACACAGUGGUAGUGGAGGGGUUAAGAAGGAGCCUGGGGAGGGUGAGGGGCGCGAGGAGGCCUCUGUGGCUGGGUGUGAGGGGUUUGGGGUGGCUACGGAGCAGGCCCUAAGCAGCCUGCUGCAGUAUGAAGGGAAGUGGAUGCUGUUUGACGACUCUGAGGUGCAUCUCUUUGAGGAGGAGGACUUUCUGAGAGCCUGUUCUCCAGAAACCUGCUCCACAUCUACCCCAUAUCUUCUGUUCUAUAGAAGGGUCUGAAACUUCUCUAUGUUGGUGGGUGAAUGAAGUAUUUUCUCAGAUGUCAUAGGGAAAUGUUGAGAGCAUUGGAAAAGAUCUCCUGAGGUUUUGAGAACGAGUCAACUUGAGAUUCAGCCUGGUUGGCUUGCUGGGUUUGAUACUCCUGUCACUGAUGUUUAUAACCUGUAUAUGUCCUUUUUAAAAUGUUUUACUAUUCAGUUUAUCCUCUUUUUUGUUUGCUGGGAAUAUAACAUUGGCAGUCUACAAAAAUGCACCUUCGCACUUAUGACAUCAAGCAACCUGCCCUUUGAUUUUCCUGCCCUCGUGUUGGAAGUGGUCUGAAUGGAAAGUACAAGGUUUCUCCCUGGCACCUUUUUUUUUCAGAUUAUUUUUUUAUAAAGAGCACAUUUUUAUUCUUGUACAUCUUUAUCCUGUUCUGGCUUCGUGCCUUCUAUCUGUUGAUUAAUGUUCAUACUGUUGGUCUGUCAGAAAUAAGAGGACUAGUUUUGGCCAUAAUGUUUAAGUUCAGUUAGAUUCAGGCACUGGCCGUCUGGUUCUUGGUGGAAGAACUUUUGCACGUGAAGAAACCUAAAUGACUUCUCUUGGUUGGUCAUUUUGUACAAGGUUUUAUAAGUGAAUUAAAGCAGUGAUGAAAUACCUAGCCAAUAAGAUAGACAAUCACUUUACAAAAUGCUAGUACAACAAUGCAUAGCUGUUAGUCUCAGAUUUUAUAUGUAUAGAGGGGGAAGUAGACUGUUUUGGCUUCAGGGAUUGUCUACCCUAGGGCUCUAUUCAAUCCGUAUUGCAGAAGUUCAGCUUUAAAUUUAACGCCAAUGUUCCUGCUUUAGUGGAAACUGCAUUCACGGUAGACGCUGCGGAUAUCUGCUCAAUGGGGAAAUUACCUUUAAAUGUAUAUCGCGGAAUCUAAUGUUUCAGCUUUACAGAUUGAAUAGAGCCCCUAGUCUUGGCUUUUUCCUCGGUUGGUUUUCUCCUGAAGUUGUGCAGUUCUGUUCAAUGGCAGUACCUCAUUCCAGUGAAAAAGGUCUGUGGCCAUACUGUCUGACUUACUGGCCCUAUGAAAGAGCAUACCUAGAAUGAUAAAGUACUACACAAGCAAUAAAGUUUGAACUUUCAUGUAAAACGGACUUUCUGUUCAUCCUUUCCCUGCUGUGAAGUGUUAUAGAUUUAAAAUAAAUGGUUUGGCUUUGAAACCGGGACAGUAGAGUUACUUUUUAAUGUGAAUAAUUCCCACUCUCCUGUACAUGUAAUAAAGCACUGCAUUUCCAAAUGUUAUUUAACUAAUA
Oncorhynchus gorbuscha (pink salmon) is the source of this 4445-nucleotide messenger RNA. RefSeq names its product ubiquitin specific peptidase 1 (gene usp1). Gene Ontology annotation, molecular function: cysteine-type deubiquitinase activity; cysteine-type endopeptidase activity. Gene Ontology annotation, biological process: protein deubiquitination. The coding region runs from base 964 to 3162 and encodes 732 amino acids. The record is from RefSeq and is a predicted model, not a curated record. Gene Ontology annotation, cellular component: nucleus; cytosol. The transcript has 6 exons. Lineage: Eukaryota; Metazoa; Chordata; Actinopteri; Salmoniformes; Salmonidae.